AACACAGGUGAGCAGAAAUUCUAAUGUUUCAAUUGCAAUCAAUUAGCUGAUGCGUUUAUUCAAAAGGUGUCAACUCUGAACUAAACACAAAAUAUCAGAUCAUUACAAUGUUAGAUGGUGAAAAAGUUGCAGGGCAGGAAUCCACAGAAGCAAUAUUAAAUUAGAUGUGCACAAGAACUGCUCUGUACUGAGGCUCCUCUUCAGGAGGAUAAAUAGAAGCUGUACAUGAGUUUAAUCUGUGUCUGUGUCUGCAGCAGUGAACAACAUGGUGCGCUCUGUCCUCUGCCUCCUGACUGUGGCCCUGGCCUUUGUGCCUCUGAUCUCUGCUGUGGAAGUGGUUUCAGAGAAACCUGGAGUCUGUCCCAAGCCCAGGACAGACAUUGCCGUAGAGGUCGGUUGUCUGGAUCAGUGCUCCACAGACAGUCAAUGUGAGGGAAACCUGAAGUGCUGCUUCGACGGCUGUGGACGUGUUUGUGAAAAGCCAAGAGGUGAGCCUAAGCGCAAGGACAAACGAGGAUUGUGCCCUAGUCCAAGUGGUUUUGGACUGUGUGCCGAAAUGUGCACUUUUGAUGAAGACUGUAAGGAGGAUGAUAAAUGCUGCUCCAAUGGCUGUGGACAUACCUGUCAGCAACCAGUCAUAAAAUCCAAACCAGGAUCCUGCCCUGACACGAGCCCUUUUUUCACCACAUGUAAAAAGGAAUGCACUGAUGACAGUCAGUGUCCCGAGAACCUCAAAUGCUGCUUCAGCAGCUGUGGACUCCAGUGUAUCCCCCCUGAACAUGGCAACAGUCCACAAUGAUUGUCA
Messenger RNA from Periophthalmus magnuspinnatus, 805 nucleotides. RefSeq names its product WAP four-disulfide core domain protein 2-like. Bases 266 to 799 code for a protein of 177 amino acids. The transcript has 4 exons. Gene Ontology annotation, molecular function: peptidase inhibitor activity. NCBI's taxonomy places the organism in Eukaryota, Metazoa, Chordata, Actinopteri, Gobiiformes, Gobiidae. The record is from RefSeq and is a predicted model, not a curated record. Gene Ontology annotation, biological process: antibacterial humoral response; innate immune response. Gene Ontology annotation, cellular component: extracellular region.